Rhopilema esculentum is the source of this 1212-nucleotide messenger RNA. Its product is annotated as regucalcin-like. NCBI's taxonomy places the organism in Eukaryota, Metazoa, Cnidaria, Scyphozoa, Rhizostomeae, Rhizostomatidae. The record is from RefSeq and is a predicted model, not a curated record. Gene Ontology annotation, molecular function: calcium ion binding; enzyme regulator activity; gluconolactonase activity. Gene Ontology annotation, biological process: L-ascorbic acid biosynthetic process.
ACCAGCUCAUUUUCGUGUAAGUACGUAGAAUGAGUACACUGUGUGGUGGGUCGAGGGGAACGCAUAUAUAUAAAUAUAUGUAUAUAUAUUGACUUUUGCAAGAUAGCAAAAUGGAAAUUGAAGUCUUAGUCAACCAAAGGUACCAGUGUGGAGAAGGACCACAUUGGGAUCAUGCAAAUAACAGGCUGAUCUUCAAUGAUAUUUCUGGCAAAAGUGUAACUGUUGUGGAUCUGGAAACAAAGGAGGCAAAAAGAGUUGAUGGCAUGCCUGAUACAGUCUCAGCAGUUGUACCAAGGGCCUCAAAUAAAGAUGAAGUUGUCAUUUGCCAUGGACAAAAUCUGGAAAUUCUUAAUCUAGAGACAAAACAGAGAGAAAUUAUUGCCAUAGUUGAUGAGGGCACUGAAAAUAUAUUGAAUGAUGCCAAGUGUGAUCCAGUUGGAAGGUUGUGGGCAGGAACCAUGGGCCCAGAAGCCUCUCCUGGCAAUGUGGAUCCAGAGAAAGGAUCAGUGUUUUGUUUAGACAAAGACCGAAAGAUUUCAAAGAAAUUUGAUAAGGUCAACAUUGCAAAUGGUCUGGCCUGGAGCCUUGAUCAAAAGACAUUUUAUUACAUUGAUUCCUUGCCAAGAAAAGUUGAUGCAUUUGACUAUGAUGUUGCCACUGGAGAGAUAAAAAACCGCAGAACAGCCAUCGAUGUAAAGAAAUUUGAAGAUUUUGCCCACAUCACGGAUGGGAUGUGCAUUGAUGAGGAAGGAAUGCUUUGGAUAGCCUUGUUCAAUGGAGGAAAGGUUAUACGUUGCAACCCAAACACUGGUGAGAAGUUGUCUGAGAUUCUGUUGCCUGUAAAACAAACGACGUCGUGUUGCUUUGCCGGACCCAAUCUUGACCAGCUAAUUGUAACAAGUGCAAGCUCACUUUCUGAAGAAGAACUGAAGCAACAACCUGAGGCUGGGUUUGUCUUCCGCAUCAAAAAUGUCGGAGUGCGUGGUGUUCAAGCAGUUUCUUAUGCUGGCUAAAAUGAUUGAGAAGAGGGAACUUGCCUGCAAGGCUUAGGGAAUUUAGUAUGUAUGAAUUGAAGUGGGUCAUUUUCAAAGAAUUAACUAUUGUUUUAAUUUUUGUAGCAAAUUUGACUAGUGAAUGUAGCAUUUUAAUUUUGAUUAUAUAUUUAUUCUAACUUGCUUGAGGAAAAACAAGAAAAUGAUUUCAUUUCCAGCA